Molecule: messenger RNA, 876 nt
Organism: Priapulus caudatus
Lineage: Eukaryota; Metazoa; Priapulida; Priapulimorpha; Priapulimorphida; Priapulidae
Product: transcription elongation factor SPT4-A-like
Exons: 4
Coding region: 74-427 (117 amino acids)
Biological process (GO): chromatin organization; mRNA processing; positive regulation of DNA-templated transcription, elongation
Cellular component (GO): DSIF complex; nucleus
Molecular function (GO): zinc ion binding; RNA polymerase II complex binding
Source: RefSeq, a predicted model, not a curated record
CACCGUGAUUUUAAUGCGCUGGUGAUAUCUAUUGUUGUGGUACGACUCGGACUCAUUCUAAAAAUCGUAAAUAAUGGCAUUAGAAAGUAUUCCAAAAGAGUUGAGGAAUUUGAGAGCAUGCCUACUAUGUUCUAUGAUAAAGACAAUAGAUCAAUUCGAGAUGGAUGGCUGUGACAACUGUGACCAAUUCCUCGGAUUGAAAAGCAAGAGAGAUAUGGUGUACGAUUGCACCAGUGCAAACUUUGAUGGGAUGGUAGCAAUGAUGAAUCCAGAAGACAGUUGGGUGGCAAAGUGGCAACGCAUAAACAACCUUGCUCGAGGGAUGUAUGCAAUAUCUGUUUCGGGAAGGCUUCCACCUGGAAUUGUUAGAGAAUUGAAGAGUAGAGGCAUCACGUACAAAACUCGUGAUACAAGCCAAUCUCAGUAGUGACAGCUACUUGUGUCCAUGUAAAUUAAUGUGUUUUGUUACUAAGCUCUCACCACUGCUGUGCAAAAGUACAAAAGUUUACCGAACACACACGCACACACAUACACAUUAAGACACACAAUAGAAACAUAUUUUAAUUAGGUAUGGUGUUUCAUAUACAUUUACAGAUCAUCUGGUCUAAAAUCUUUAACACUUCUCACGCUUUCGGCAAAUAUAUUCUAAAAUGUAAACAUGUAUAAUUAUGAUAGUGGUACUGUACUUUGUUGUCGUUGUUGUAAAAUCCAAAUAGCAUUGUGAAUAUAUUGCAUUAUAUGAUAAGUGUAUGAGAAUUUGUAUGCGGAAGGUUGAAAAUUCUGCUGUAUAAUGAGUGGCUAAUCAUGCUACAGUCUUUUUGAUGCAUAAUUAAACUCGUAUUGCGUUGUCCAUCUUAAAAGAAUAGUAGCCAAACA